UAAAAAAAAAAACUUCAAAAUGUCAUCAAGCAGUAGACCGGAAGAUCAUCGUCGAAAAUGGGACCGAGAAGAAUACGAAAAAUUAGCCAGAAAAAGACUUAUGGAUGAUUUUGAUGAUGAUUCCAAUAAAGAUUUAUCACCAGUUAAAAGAGAAAUGCUUAAACAAAGAGAUUAUCGUGUUGAUUUGGAUUCUAAACUUGGGAAAAGUGUUGUAAUUACUAAAGCUACCCCUUCGUCACAAAGUGGAGGAUAUUACUGCAAUGUUUGCGAUUGUGUUGUUAAAGAUUCCAUUAAUUUUUUGGAUCAUAUAAAUGGAAAAAAACAUCAAAGAAAUUUAGGUAUGUCAAUGAAAAUAGAAAGAUCAUCGUUGGAUCAAGUAAAAAAAAGAUUUGAAACAAAUAAAAAAAAAAUGGAAGAAAAAAAGAAAGAUUAUGAUUUAGAACAGCGUUUGCGAGAGUUAAAAGAAGAAGAAGAAAAGUUAAAAGAAUACCGAAAGGAAAAGAAAAAAGAGAAAAAACGAAAACAUGAUGAUUUGGAUGAUGAACCGCAACAUGAUGAGAUGGCUGCAUUAAUGGGAUUUUCUGGUUUUGGUUCAUCAAAAAAAUAAUUCUGAAUUUAUAAGUAUAAUUUCUAAGAGAAAGAUUAAAGGUGACGCUUAAUAAGUGCUGAGGGAAGUAGGGAGACCUACACCUCUUACUUUAAACCCUGUGCAAGAUCUCUAGUUUCCACUCAUGUUCACUUUAUCCUAUUUUCAUAGCACUAAUUAUUCUAGUUAUAAAUCGAUGUUCAGUAUGAUGCGCGUUGCCAAUGAAUACCCGUUUUCCUCUUUUUGUUAAUAUUAUGUAUCUAUGUUCUUUUUAUUGUUAAACAAAUUCCGUUAUUAUAAUAAUUAUUAGUAAUAACUGUAAUUUGGCCACUAUCCAUUCUAUAUAAACUAAAAUAAAUGCUCAAUCAAAC
Sipha flava (yellow sugarcane aphid) is the source of this 957-nucleotide messenger RNA. Its product is annotated as zinc finger matrin-type protein 2. Gene Ontology annotation, cellular component: U4/U6 x U5 tri-snRNP complex; spliceosomal complex. The coding region runs from base 20 to 607 and encodes 195 amino acids. Gene Ontology annotation, biological process: mRNA splicing, via spliceosome. The record is from RefSeq and is a predicted model, not a curated record. Lineage: Eukaryota; Metazoa; Arthropoda; Insecta; Hemiptera; Aphididae. Gene Ontology annotation, molecular function: nucleic acid binding; zinc ion binding. The transcript is spliced from 6 exons.